GCUCACAACUCAAGCUCUUCAAAACCAUAUUUUUUAUUUUCUCUCUUCUCUUCUCUCAAAUUUGGCCAAAAAAUGAAGAGAGAGGGUCGCCAGCAUGGGAUGGUUCGAACCAUCAGAAUCCUACCAUCUCCGUUGAACCCCAGACCCGAGACCAGAUUCGUGAACCGGUUCGACUCGCCGGCCACUGCCGGGCUGUUCACCCGGGUGUCCACCAAGCCCACCGGCCACUCCAAGUUCACGGGCAAGUGCGCCCAGCCACGCUGCAACGGGUGUCACUUGCACCCGACGUGUAAGGCCAAGGACAAGACCAAAGGCAACCAGAAGCUCAAAUCGAACGACGUCGUUUCCAAUCAUAGGUUGCUGACUUGGCGGGUCGUGGAUGGCCGAACUGGCUUGAACGUUUCUGGGUUUUCUGCCACGCAGAUGUUGGAUCAACUGUCAAAUUUUUAUGCAGAAGAUAUUUAUGAUGAUGAUGAAGAAGGAGAAGGAGAAGAAGAAAAAAGUGGUCAUUAUGAUGAUCAUGAUUAUGAUUAUGACUAUGGUUAUGGUUCCAAUGUUAAUGAUUCUAGGAUUGAUUUUGAGCCUAAUAAUGAAACAAGGGUCGAGAUAAAAAAUGAAGAUGAUGUUGAUGAAAAAGAAGAAAGAAUGAGCUUUUGUGAUGUGGGAUUUGUGUUGGACCAAGAAGAUGAUGGUUGGUGUUUGGUGGGAGAAAUGUGAUCAUUAUGCAUAUUGUUUAUCUUUUCAUUGAUAUAAUAUUUAUAUUCCAAUACAUAUGUAUGUGAAUAAUACUAAUAAGGAAUCAUUAUAUCUUUCUCUUUUUU
This is a messenger RNA of Humulus lupulus (European hop), 821 nucleotides long. RefSeq lists its product as uncharacterized. The transcript has a single exon. The record is from RefSeq and is a predicted model, not a curated record. Lineage: Eukaryota; Viridiplantae; Streptophyta; Magnoliopsida; Rosales; Cannabaceae. The coding region runs from base 73 to 717 and encodes 214 amino acids.